This is a messenger RNA of Onychomys torridus (southern grasshopper mouse), 841 nucleotides long. RefSeq names its product N-alpha-acetyltransferase 38, NatC auxiliary subunit (gene Naa38). The transcript has 3 exons. Bases 416 to 793 code for a protein of 125 amino acids. The record is from RefSeq and is a predicted model, not a curated record. Gene Ontology annotation, cellular component: NatC complex. Lineage: Eukaryota; Metazoa; Chordata; Mammalia; Rodentia; Cricetidae. Gene Ontology annotation, molecular function: RNA binding.
UUCACCGGAAGCAUGUCCUGGAUUCUGGCACCGAGUGUGCUGUUGGAAUUGGUUCCUAGAGAAGGUGAAAGCGAUCCGGUUGAUAACGGAGUCUAGGCUACACGAGUUAUUUAGGAGUAACAGAAAAAGACAGUGGGGAGACCAGAAUAGAAAAAUUUUCAAAUUUCAGGCAUUUCUAAAGGAUGUAUAAGGAAUUGCAGGUAAAGUUCUCGCGAUAGUCUUAUAACAGCCUAGUAGCCGUCUAUGCGCCUGGGCUGAAAUAAAGUCUCGCGAGAUCUCUGGAGUGGCGGACCCGAAGACGCGGAGGAGUCGUGAUCUCACGAAAGGGAAGAGCUUGGGAGCACUCGCGAGAUCUGAAUACCCCGACCCAAAACGCUCUUGGGAAGUUUAAGGCCCAAAGCAGGUCCCAGGGCCAAUGGCCGGAGCUGGGCCAACCAUGCUGCUACGAGAGGAGAACGGCUGUUGCAGUCGGCGUCAGAGCAGCUCCAGCGCCGGGGACUCGGACGGGGAGCAGGAGGACUCGCCGGCUGCGCGUGCCCGGCAGCAGCUAGAAGCCUUGCUCAACAAGACCAUGCGCAUUCGCAUGACAGAUGGAAGGACACUGGUCGGCUGCUUCCUGUGCACCGACCGCGACUGUAAUGUCAUCCUGGGCUCUGCGCAGGAGUUCCUCAAGCCGUCUGAUUCGUUUUCUGCGGGGGAACCCCGUGUGCUGGGUCUGGCCAUGGUACCGGGACAUCACAUCGUUUCUAUUGAAGUCCAAAGGGAGAGCCUGGCGGGGCCCCCGUAUCUCUGACCACAAUCGCACUUCUCUCUGAGACUAUUAAAACCUAUGAUCAAAGUG